AUGGGCCAUUCGAAACACAAGAAACAUCACCGGCAUCGAAGUCGAGAUAGAAAUGAUGAUGAUGAUGAUCGGAAACACCGGCAUCGUGAACGGCGUCAUACACCAUCUUCAUCGUCGUCUAGUGAAAGUUCCAAAACAUCUGAAGAAGAAUACCGAGAACGACCCACUUCAACCAAAGGUCGAACAAUGGAAGAUAUCGAACGUGAGGGUUAUGAAAUAAGACUCGAGAAAAGGCGUCAGCGUGAACUCCGAAAAGUUUAUGAAACUCCGCACGAGAAACGACAACGGCGUUUAGCGAAGAAAAUGGAAAAGGAACGACGACAAAAAGCAGCUCUAGGAUGGGAUACUGAGCAACUAGGUAUGACAAAUGCAAACAAUCCAUUCGGUGAUGAGAAAUUGUUAGAUACUUUUGUAUGGGGAAAGAAAUUAGAAAAGAAAGGUCUAACAGAUGUUGCACCAGAUCAAUUGAAAACGAUGACAGCGCGACGUGUUGAAGAAAACAAAAAUGAAUUGGAAAAAUUGAAGAAACAACGAUUAGAACGUGAACGUCAAAAAGUGGAAAUGGAAAAAGAAAAAGAAUUUCUACAACGAGUCAAAGAAGCUGAAUAUUAUCGGGAAUGGGAAAAACAAGAAGAUUCAUUUCAUUUCAAUCAAGUUCGUCUUCGGUCAAAAAUUCGUAUCACUGACGGGCGUGCUAAACCUAUUGAUCUUCUCGCUCAUUAUAUCAAUGAAGAUGACGACGAUUUAGCUGUGGAAAUGCACGAACCAUCAACUUAUUUAAAUGGUCUUACCAUUCGUGAUCUCGAAGAUUUACUUGCUGACAUUCGUGUGUACACGGAGUUAGAACAACAACAGAAAACCAGUGGAAAAUUAGCACAUAAUUAUGAUGCGCAAUAUUGGCAGGAUGUUACAACAAUUACUGAAGAUGAAUUAGCAAAAUUAAAAAAACUAUCUUCGAAAUUGUACAAUGAUCAACGAGUUGAUGAUCGACGUGAUGGAAUUCAUGAAUCUGUUUCUCAAGAUGUCACAGAAACAUUUAAAAACAAAACUCCACAACAGCUCGAGCAAUUGGAACAAAGAAUCAGAUCGAAGAUUGAAAAUGAAAAAGGCAUCGAUAUUGGUUUUUGGGAGUCACUUUUAUCUCAAUUGCAAGCACAUAUGGCUCGAGCUCGUCUUCACGAUCGCCAUCAGUUAACGUUGAAACGAAAAUUACAGAAGAUUAAACAAGAACAAGGAAUAUUCCAUGCACCUGUAUCUACUUCAUCUGCAACCUCAUCAUCAACAAUACCAAAAAAGAAAAAAGACAUUGAUGCAACGGAGUCUAACAACGAUAAUGAAUACCUAUUUUCCGAAGAAUUAGAAAAUCGGUGUAUACGUGAUUAUGAACAAGGUCGCUAUUCACCAAUAUUAGUCAGUAUCAAUGAUCUGGAUUUGGAAAUUCAAAAGCGUUGCACAGAUGAAACGGAUGAUUGGGAAAAAUUAAGACAACAACGAGAAUCAGUAAUGAAGUCUGGUUCAGUUAAACCUGACGUCGAAGACGCAUUUGAAGCUUAUGCAAGAACCAUGGGUACCCUAACAGCUGAUGACACAGAUGUUAAUACCGGUGUACCUAUGGAUGUUCAAUAUCUAUGGUCAGAUAAAUAUCGACCACGCAAACCUCGUGUUUUCAAUAAAGUUCAUACAGGUUAUGACUGGAAUCAAUAUAAUAAGAAACAUUACGACACGGAUAAUCCGCCGCCUAAAACAGUUCAAGGAUAUAAAUUUAAUAUUUUCUAUCCUGAUUUGAUCGACAAAACGAAAACACCAUCGUAUAGCUUGACGGUCUGUGAAGAUAAUCGCGAUUUUUCAAUCUUGAAAUUCCAUGCUGGUCCACCAUAUGAGGAUAUUGCAUUCAAAAUUGUCAGUAAAGAAUGGGAUUUUUCAUAUAAACAUGGCUUUCGAUGUCAUUUUCAAAAUGGAACCAAUACCAACCAACGACAACUUGAUCGUCAGUCAUCAUCAUCAUCAUCAUCUUCAAAUCGACUGACACAAAGAAGGAAAUCACCGGCAAAAAUGGUCUGUGUACCUUGCAUUUUCGUUGGCUUAGCUAUUGUCAUUUGGUGUAAAUUUCUUGAACCAUACAUUCGCCCGAUUUAUGAACGACUCUGUCAGUAUUAUCCACCAUUGAGAAUCGUUGGCACUCAACUUGGAGUUUGGGGUGAAAAACUAGAACAAUUCGGAGCGAAAUUUGGUAUUCGUAUGCCAGAAUCAUGUCCAAUGCCAAAGAAGAAAACAGAUCCUUCGAAAUGUCCAGUUGCUGGUAACAACAAAUUGUAUCCUGAUUUAUCGACAGCAACAAAAGAAGAUAUGGAUGUCCAUCAUCGAACAACAGCUCCUAGCGAAUAG
Messenger RNA from Adineta ricciae, 2385 nucleotides. Lineage: Eukaryota; Metazoa; Rotifera; Eurotatoria; Adinetida; Adinetidae. The record is from the annotation of a GenBank genome assembly.